Clunio marinus is the source of this 336-nucleotide messenger RNA. Lineage: Eukaryota; Metazoa; Arthropoda; Insecta; Diptera; Chironomidae. The record is from the annotation of a GenBank genome assembly.
AUGCUUAUCGUCUAUGGUGGACGCAUGAAAACCCUUCUCAGAGCCGAAAACGGAAGGGAAAUGGGGAGAAAUAGUUUAUUGUUUCAUCCUUACGGCCAACUGCUGCUAAUGUAUGAUGUCAGAGCAAAUAAAAAAUCAUGGACUGAUUCAUAUUCUACCAUCUUUAAUAAAUACGACGCCUUUAUCGGUGGUGAAGCAAUGAAACUUGAAGACCAAAAUGCAAUAAAAAUUGAUGAUUAUGAAAAUUUAGAUUUCAACGUCGCCGCCCUUCAUGUGAAACGGCAAUUUCCCAUCAAUCUUCAAGCUUAUUUUCUUAACAACACGCUGUCCCCAUAA